Molecule: messenger RNA, 1842 nt
Organism: Gossypium raimondii (Peruvian cotton)
Lineage: Eukaryota; Viridiplantae; Streptophyta; Magnoliopsida; Malvales; Malvaceae
Exons: 2
Coding region: 1-1842 (613 amino acids)
Source: RefSeq, a predicted model, not a curated record
AUGGCGAUGUACGUCGCCAUGGCUCAUGCAGGACUUGCGUUAACGUUAACUCUCCUCUUUGGCCUCACCAAACUCCUUCAAAACUAUUGGCGACCACUCCAAUGGGCAAUCCUUUGUUCCAUGCCUUUACGUGAGCUUCGAAUGUUGAUAGUUUCCUUUUGGGCACACCCUCUUAGCCUUGGCCUAUUUGAAACCCUAAUCGCUAUCCCUAUCGCCAUUUUGCGCGCCACCACCGCCUCCCUCCUCGACUCGCAUGCCGCCUUGCUCCGCCUCAUGAGCUACCGUUCUUCCUCUUCGUGUUCGACACCGCGUGCAUCCGGUCGUCGUCAUCAAAAAUCACGUGUAAUUGCUUUCUCCAAGCUCAUGCAAUGGCUAGUCACUUUUGGCCUUUUUGUUCUUGUUUACGAAAGAAUAGGGUUUUUCUCUAUCCCAGUUAUUACAGUUCCUUGCUUUUUAGCUUAUAUAUCUGGUUUUGGAGUUAUGAUUAAACCUGGACUUGCUUCAACUCUCUCAAGAAUUUCAUCAGCUCGUAAAAAGAGAAAAGCAACUGAAAACAACAAAAGUUUCUCAUUUUUUGGAAAGUUAGGCCAAUAUAUAACUUCCAUGUUGUUCAAUAGAUUGAAUACAAUGGUUGGGAUUGGAUUGAUUUUGUUUAUGAUCUUAGGGUCAAUGUUAGGGUUCCUUUUCUUUUCUUAUAAGAUUGCAAUUGAAGGGAAAGAAGCAGUCAUUUCAUUGAAGAAACAUUUGGAAGAAAACAAUUACAGUGAGAUUAUUGGGAUUAACAAAUGGAUUGAUGAUAAUAAAAUCCCAGAGUUAAUUGAUAGUUAUAUGCCAAAGUUUUAUGAAACUUUGUCACAAAACAUUGAUUCUUUAGCUGUUUAUUACAAUGUGACAGAGAUUGUUGAUGGUUUUAAGCAAUAUUUUGAGCAGCCAUCAAUAGUUGCAACCAUGAACAAUGAAAGCAUUUUCUACAAAAAGCCAUUAUAUGAAACCAUUCAUGGGUUACAAUCAAAAGUGAAAAAAGGAGAAUGGAAAUCAAUCUAUGGUGACUUCUAUGGCAUCUAUAGGAAACUCAAGUCUUCGAUAGCUAAUGAAGAUUUAUUAGAGAAAAUCAAAGCAUUUCUACUUCAAAGCUUGGAUUCAACUAAAAGGGUAUUUUUCAGUUGUUUAACAGUGUUGGGAACGGGUGCAAAUCUCUUGUUCUUUCUAGGAAUCCUCAUUGUAUCAGGAGCAGCUGGAUUAGUAAACUUCAUAUUUGAAUUAACAGUGUUUUUAUGGCUAUUAUAUUAUUUAAUCACUUCAGAUUCAGGAGGGGUAAUGGAUCAUGUUUUGGGAAUGUUACCAGUUUCAAAAUCUACCAGGAACCGAUGUGCUCAAGUUCUUGACCAUGCUGUUAGUAGUGUAUUAUUAGCCACAGCUAAGCUUACAUUGUUCCAAGGAUGUUUCACAUAUCUUUUGUGCAGAUUUUACCGUAUUCAUUUCCUUUAUAUGUGCACAUUCUUAGCUCUUUUCAACGCUCUUUUGCCGAUAACUCCGGCUUGGGUUUCGUCGAUACCGGCCGUAGUUCAGUUAGCGAUGGAAUCGAGAUAUAUCGAAGCUGUGUUACUUACAUCGAUUCAUAUUAUAUUAUUGGAUUAUGGAACAAUUGCUAUACAAGAUGAGAUACCAGGACAUAAUGCUUACCUGACUGGACUUAGUAUCUUUGGUGGCAUUGCUUUUUUCCCCUCCAUUUUAGAAGGAGCAAUUAUGGGUCCUUUAGUCAUGACAGUCAUCAUUGCUUUGAAGAAUCUUUAUGUCGAAUUUGUUCUUGCUUUUGAUGCUGACAACACUACUCAGCACUAA